Molecule: messenger RNA, 938 nt
Organism: Boeremia exigua
Lineage: Eukaryota; Fungi; Ascomycota; Dothideomycetes; Pleosporales; Didymellaceae
Product: RmlC-like cupin domain-containing protein
Exons: 1
Coding region: 245-832 (195 amino acids)
Source: RefSeq, a predicted model, not a curated record
CCGUAGCUUGCUGAACGCCUGAGCAGAUCCACAUUACAAGCACGCAACAUCUCCUUGCACUGUUGUCAUCGACAGACCUGUUAUUCGACAGUGCAAAGUACAGCGCCCAAAUAUUUGAAUCUAAGAUCGCGCAUCGAACCGUCAUCAUCAAUCACAUGCAACACACGACCAAGCCACAAACAAAUCGCCACAGUAACAGCUACAAUUACAGCAAUCCAGAUCCCGCCGUCGUCUCCAGAUCACAAUGGCCUCCCCAGGUGGUUCAGCAUCAGUACCGUCAACCUCAGACCACCCACCAUCGACAGAAGCUCACCCGCACUCUCACAGCCAUGCCCAUGAACAUCAUCCAACCCCUCCUGAAGAUGCCUGGAAGACCACUGGUGUUCGUGUAAUCCCCGCCGACUCCCUCGAGGCCGUGGGCGGCGCGCACAUGACGCCAGGCAUGGACCGCAGCGCAGCUAUCAACUUUGCUCGUGUGGGCGCGCAAAAACUGUGGGCGGGGACGGUACACAUCCACGCCGGCGCCAAGACCGGCGCUCACCACCACGGGCACCUGGAAAGCGUCAUCUACGUCCUGAAGGGCCGGGCGCGUAUGCGGUGGGGCGAGAAGCUCGAGUUCACCGCCGAGGCAGGCCCAGGCGACUUCAUCUUCGUCCCGCCCUAUGUCCCGCACCAGGAGAUCAAUGCGAGCGACGAUGAGAAGCUGGAGUGUGUGUUGAUGAGGAGUGAUAGUGAGGCCGUGGCCAUCAACUUGCCGGGCCUGGAGCCUGCCGAGGCCCCGGAGACUGUAAAGUGGAUUGAUCCUACCCAUCCUGAUGGAGCCGGGGCGUAGACAGAAAGCUUUCGUAACAACGUCUUGUCGAGUACGGGUGCAGACUGACAGGCAGACGACUGGCCUUAGCGGGACUUGACUCUGGUAUUAAAGCAUUAUAAAGGGC